CGGGCCCUGGAAGAAUAAAGUUGAAUCAGUAGCAUGAACCUCCGCCAUGCAUUUUUAAAAACAAUCCUGACUUUGAAUAAAUAAAAGUCGUCUUUUCUUUCUAUGAAGAUUACAGUUUUCUGUCCCCACAAAUAUACGUUGGUUGAUGGAAAGGAACAGCGAGCCCAUAGUCAAUUGGACAUCUUUGAUGAAUUCUGAAUGCUAAUCUUUUUCACUUGUAGACUCCUGUAUCGGACGCGUCUGUUUCUUCGGCAAAAGUAAAAAGGACGAAAAGGAUGAAUUAUUUCCUUGGAAAAGGAAUAAAAGAAUGGCUUCCCUCGCUAUUUAUAAGUGUGGAUUCAUCAUAAAAGAUGCAAAAGAUCACUAAAACACAUUAUUUUAUUAGCUUGUCAUCAGUAAUGUAAAUAUAACAACGGAACCGUUGAAGUUCCGUUCCAAAUCAAUCAAAUACGCUGAGGCGGAAAAUAGUAUUAAUACUAUGAGAGUCUUGUCUCUGUCUCAUGUUUUCCCCGUCAACAAGUAUGGUAAGGAUCUAUGCACAACCACCUAUAUGAAGAAUGGUGGCGAAGAGUUGCUGCAACUUGCGUACAGCGAUGUUGUUAUGCAAAAGGCUUCUCCUAAAGCACUUAUGUACAUUCCUUGUUUCAUGGCAUGCCUGAUAUGAAUCAUUAUAAUAAACCUUGUUCAUUCUACUUUUUUGUUUGUUUACCAUACAUUAAAUGAUGAUAAUAUUGACAACAUUUUGCAUACAAAGAGCGGUCAUGCAUAAUCCCUUCUAUAAAGUUCUCCUUAAAAC
This is a messenger RNA of Rhizopus microsporus ATCC 52813, 796 nucleotides long. RefSeq lists its product as uncharacterized. The coding region runs from base 479 to 664 and encodes 61 amino acids. The transcript has 2 exons. NCBI's taxonomy places the organism in Eukaryota, Fungi, Mucoromycota, Mucoromycetes, Mucorales, Rhizopodaceae. The record is from RefSeq and is a predicted model, not a curated record.